Molecule: messenger RNA, 3788 nt
Organism: Annulohypoxylon truncatum
Lineage: Eukaryota; Fungi; Ascomycota; Sordariomycetes; Xylariales; Hypoxylaceae
Product: ANTH-domain-containing protein
Exons: 5
Coding region: 141-3299 (1052 amino acids)
Biological process (GO): endocytosis; clathrin coat assembly; actin filament organization
Cellular component (GO): actin cortical patch; clathrin-coated vesicle
Molecular function (GO): clathrin-cargo adaptor activity; phosphatidylinositol-3,5-bisphosphate binding; actin filament binding
Source: RefSeq, a predicted model, not a curated record
GGGUGAGAUGUGCUGUGCAUGAGAGGAGCUACAAGUCGACCUCGAAACUUCAUCUCAUCAUUUACUCACCUGCUUAGGCUGUAGAGAAGCAGAGUUAUAGAAUCACUUCUUAAAGUCAAACUACCAGCAACUUAUCCACCAUGGCUACCAUUCGUAGUCUCGAUCAUACAAAGUCGGAAGCCGAGCUCGCCAUCAAUAUUAGAAAAGCUACCAACGCGGAAGAGACGGCACCGAAACGAAAACAUGUGCGAAGCUGCAUCGUUUACACAUGGGACCACAAGUCCUCCCAGUCCUUCUGGGCUGGCAUGAAAGUGCAACCGAUUCUUGCAGAUGAAGUGCAGACUUUCAAGGCCUUGAUCACCAUCCACAGAGUCCUGCAAGAGGGGCAUCCCCAGACACUGAGAGAGGCUAUGGCAAACCGACCAUGGAUCGAGAGUCUGAACAGAGGUCUCGCCGGCGAGGGCGUCCGUGGAUAUGGCCCCCUGAUUCGGGAAUACGUCUAUUUCCUCUCUGCGAAGUUGUCCUUCCACCAGCAACAUCCCGAGUUCAACGGCACGUUCGAGUACGAGGAAUACGUUAGCUUGAAGGCGAUUAACGAUCCCAACGAAGGCUACGAGACUAUUACCGACCUCAUGUCCCUCCAAGACAAGAUCGAGCAGUUCCAGAAGCUGAUAUUCUCUCACUUCCGAAAUAUAGGCAACAACGAGUGCAGAAUUUCGGCUAUUGUACCUCUAGUACAGGAGAGUUACGGAAUUUACAAGUUCAUCACUAGCAUGCUACGAGCUAUGCAUUCAACAACUGGUGACAACGACGCCCUGGAGCCUCUAAGGCAACGUUACGAUGCGCAACACUACCGACUAGUCAAAUUCUAUUACGAAUGCUCGAACCUGCGUUACCUGACUAGCUUGAUCACCAUCCCGAAACUACCCCAAGACCCUCCUAAUUUACUGGCGGAAGAUGAGAAUGCGCCCGCGCUACCAGCUCGGCCAAAGCAGGAGAUCGAGCGUCAGCCGACGCCUGUGCGCCAACCCAAGACUGAGGAACCUGACGAGAUCGCCGAGUUCUGGCAGGGCGAGAUUGACCGCCAGAACAAGGAGUACGAAGAACAGCAAAGGGUGUUACAGGAACGGCAGGCAGCAGCUCUUCGCGCUCAACAGGAAGCACAACUUCAAGCUCAGCGAGACUUUGAAGAACAGCAGAGACGUCUGGCGGAGCAACAACGAAUGGAACAAGAGGCGCUGAUAGCCCAACAAGCUCAAUGGCAGACGCAAGGACGACUGGCGGAACUUGAGCAGGAGAACUUGAACGCAAGAGCGCAGUAUGAACGCGAUCAGCUAAUGUUGCAACAAUACGAUCAGCGGGUUAAGGCGCUCGAAGGCGAGUUGGCGCAAAUCCAGAACAACUUUGGUCAGCAGAUUACUAGCAAGGACGACCAGAUUCGGGCGUUGCAGGAGCAGGUCAACACGUGGCGAACGAAGUACGAAGCUUUGGCGAAGCUCUACUCACAACUGCGACACGAGCAUCUUGAUCUCCUUCAGAAAUUCAAGACUGUUCAACUGAAGGCAGCAUCAGCCCAGGAAGCCAUCGAAAGACGCGAGAAGCUCGAGCGUGAAAUCAAGACCAAGAACCUUGAGUUGGCAGAUAUGAUUCGGGAACGAGACCGAGCGCUCCACGAUAAGGAUAGGCUGACCGGUAGCAAUAAGGAUGAGCUUGAGAAGCUUAAGCGAGAAUUGCGCAUGGCGAAUGACAGGGCCGACAACCUGGAGCGAAGCAAGGGUAACGAGUUGUCCACUAUGCUUGCCAAAUACAACAGAGAGAUGGCGGACUUGGAAGAGGCUCUGCGAACCAAGUCGCGCGCAUUGGAGGAGGCCCAAGCCAAAGUACGAGACGGUAGCUCAGACCUUGAGCAAUUGCUCCGUGAUAAGGAGGAAGAGCUUGAGGUUUACAAGGCUGGCAUGGACCAGACCUUGAUCGAGCUGAACGAGCUCAAACAGAACCAAGGCGAUACGGACCAGGUGAUAGACGGCCAGAUCGAUGCUCUGAUAAUGGCGAACCUCGACAAGAUCAACGACAUCAUCGACUCGGUACUACAAUCAGGAGUUGCUCGAGUAGAUGAUGCACUGUAUGAAUUGGAUUCGACGAUGCAGGCUGGUAACCAGAACGCUUCGCCGACAUACGUGUUAUCACAAGUUGAAAAGGCCGUAUCAAGCGCAACUGAGUUUGCUACUGCCUUCAGCAACUUUAUUGCUGAUGGACCCAACGCUACUCAUGCGGAGCUGAUCAAGGCGACCAACGUCUUUUCAGGGGCUAUAGCAGAUGUGUGCAGCAACACGAAGGGUUUGAACCGCCUUGCUUCUGAUGAGAAGAAGGCCGAUCAACUCAUGAACGGUGCACGCAAUGCCGCACAAUCCACCGUCAAGCACUUCCGCAGUCUCCAAAGCUUCCGAUUGGAGGGCAUGGACCCCCUCCAAAAGACUGACGUUCUGGUUAACGGCAGUAGUGAUGUUCGUCUAAAUCUACAAAGGUUGACCAACCUCGUCGAAUCCUUCGCCCCCGGUUUCGGUCGAAUCACAAACAACAAGGGCGAUCUCGGCGACCUCGUCGACUCCGAACUUAGCAAGGCGGCAGACGCCAUCGCCGCGGCGGCCGCUCGCCUCGCCAAGCUCAAGAACAAGCCCCGCGACGGAUACUCGACGUACGAACUCAAGGUGCACGACUCGAUCCUCGACGCGGCGCAGGCGGUUACCAACGCGAUCGCGCAGCUGAUCAAGGCGGCGACGGUGACGCAGCAGGAGAUCGUGCAGGCGGGGCGGGGGACGUCGUCGCGGACGGCGUUCUACAAGAAGAACAACCGGUGGACGGAGGGGCUGAUAUCGGCGGCGAAGGCGGUGGCGACGUCGACGAACACGCUGAUCGAGACGGCGGACGGGGUGGUGUCGGGGCGCAACAGCCCGGAGCAGCUGAUCGUGGCGUCGAACGACGUGGCGGCGUCGACGGCGCAGCUGGUGGCGGCGAGCCGGGUCAAGGCGGGCUUCAUGAGCAAGAGCCAGGAGCAGCUGGAGCAGGCGAGCCGGGCGGUCGGGGCCGCGUGCCGCGCGCUCGUGCGCCAGGUGCAGGCCAUGAUCAAGGAGCGCGGCGCGGGCGAGGACGAGGGCGCGGACUACGCGAAGAUGAACCCGCACGAGUUCAAGGUGCGGGAGAUGGAGCAGCAGGUCGAGAUUCUGCAGCUGGAGAACGCGCUGGCUUCGGCGAGACACAGGUUAGGCGAGAUGCGCAAGAUCUCGUACCAGGAGGACUAAGGGGGGUGGGGGCGGAGAGAUGUUGGAAAGGGGUAGGGGAGGUGACCUUCUGUGCUACUGUGUUAAGGUUAUCUUCUCGAUAGUUGACCGAUUAAGCGGAGGUUAUGCUAGUAGGUGAGCAGGUGAAGUGGCUGAGUAGGCACGCACGUGGUGGAGGGGCCGAUUUCUAUACCUAGGUACUGUACAAAAUUGCUGCGCAUCACUUCGGGAAGGUAGGAGAGUUGUCGUCUAGCUUGCUUAGGGUUAGGUAAUUUGAUAUUGGCGAUUGUUGGUGAUGUUUUCUUUCUUAGAUUUUGUUUUACCUUCGGGUUUGCUGGUGAUGGUGUGCUUGGGUGCUUUGAAGGAGCGUGAUGUCUUCGUGGUGUUUAUUUUAUUGUGGUAAACUAGUGGGGAUUAAGGGGUGCGUGUUCAGGUGUGGUAAGUAUAGUAGCGUCUUAAGUGCUGGAGAGAUGUUUCUUCUAUUACCCCUAUUUACGAACCAUCUAGGAG